AUGAUAGUGAAGAAGAGUGGAAUUUACUUGAUAUAUUUUGUGACAAUACANUCGAUUAUUAAAGCUAGUCGUGAGAAAAAUGUCGAUAUUCUUUGUUUACAAGAAGUAUGGGGUGGUCCACAAAUUUUACGUCAAAUUUAUCAAUCUGUUAAAGAUAUUUAUCUUUAUUUUGAAGUCGUAAAUGAUGAUAUGCGUGAUUAUAUUCGUCGUGAUACAUUACCUACACAAACAUACAGUCCUGCUUGUUCAGCUUCGGAUAUAACGAAUGUACAAAUUUGUCUUUUUACACAUUGUUCUAAUGUUAGUGAUUCAGUACUAUUUGUAUGUGCCAUAGCUCAAUGUCCAACACAAUUUCUAGCUCUUUAUACGAAUUCAAAAUGUUGGUCGUGUAUUUUUGAUCGAUUUAUAAGUCGUAAAGAUCCAUUAGGCUUGAAUUAUUGUGGUGCUAUUAAUUUACCUAAAUUGAUUAGUACUUCACCGGGUAUUAUUCCUAAUUCUACUGAAGCUCCUUGGGAUCAUUCAAUUGGUCUGAUGAUAUUAGCAAAACAACGAUAUCCAUUAAAGAAACUAGCCAGUAGUUUAUAUUCAGAAUUUUAUAUUGCACCUCGUGGUUAUAUUAUUGUUAGUCAAGAAAAUAAACAGUUAAUUAUUGCCAAUACACAUGUGGCUACAGUUUUAACACCUAUUCCUCAUGCACCUAUAGGAACAUUUUUCAAUAAUACAUAUGGUAGUUGGAAUGAUGAAAAUAAAGGUCAAAUAAUAGAACUUGAAUCUCUUGUUUCGAAUUUUUUACGUUAUAAUAGACGAAAAUAUAAAAAUGCUAUUAUGGCAGGUGAUUUUAAUAUGGGUAUUGCUAAUUUUGAACAUAAUGUAUUAGCAAGUCAACCUGAUAGUUGGAAUUAUAUACAUCAAUUAAAUGAUGCUAAUGAAUUAACAAGAUGGUAUGAUGAUUAUACAGAAAUGCAUAGUCUUUGUACAAGAUGUACAGAUAAUCUUGUUGUUAAAAAUACUGAUCAAUAUAUUAUUGAUCAUAUAUUUACACAUGGACAAAUAUUUAAUCCAUUCAAAUUGUUUACACGACGCAUAUUCGAUGAACUAAUAGAAAUUGAUUCUACAAAUGGAACGAUUGUAACUAAUCUUUCGGAUCAUUAUGGUAUUGAACUCAUCAUUAUUUGCUAA
Rotaria sp. Silwood2 is the source of this 1179-nucleotide messenger RNA. The record is from the annotation of a GenBank genome assembly. Lineage: Eukaryota; Metazoa; Rotifera; Eurotatoria; Philodinida; Philodinidae.